AUCCAUUACACAAUAAUAAAAAUAUGCCUUUGGCGAAGCUGAGCCAAAACCUAGAGCUGCAGCGGGAAGCCAGCAAUACAUGCAAAACGGGGAAAAACAUUAAUAGAAAAGAAAGACCCACCAAGUCAGCACACAGAGUGCGCUUGGAAGGACGCAAUCGCAGGAGGACGGGGUUUGUGCUCCAUGAUGUGACAGCAAUCUGCAGCAAAACAUCUGUGCAAGCUGAGCGGAAUCCCGGCGCCUGUCAAGACCUCACUGAAGAGAUUAAGCCUGGGCUGUGCCAUGAUUUCUGCUGUCCUCCUCCUCUGGACUGUGCCCUGCGUGGCCAACCACAUCCUCGGAGGCUUUGCCAAAGCAGCGCUGCAGGAGGGCCCCCAGCUGACGUGCAGCCUCCCGGGCCCCCCUGGGCCUCCCGGCCCUCCUGGUGCACCUGGGACUCCGGGAACAGUUGGCAGGAUGGGCUUCCCAGGGAAAGAUGGCAAGGACGGCAAGGAUGGGGACAAAGGCGAUCACGGUGAUGAAGGUCCACAGGGCAGAACAGGAAACCCAGGCAAGCCGGGACCGAAGGGGAAAGCAGGAGCCAUUGGCAAGGCAGGCCCACGGGGACCAAAGGGCUUAAAGGGUAAUCCUGGGAAAAAUGGAGCACCAGGAAAGAAGGGACCCAAAGGGAACAAAGGUGAGACUGGGAUGCCAGGACCCUGCACCUGCAAUGCCAACAAAGCCAAAUCUGCCUUCUCUGUAGCUGUCUCUAAGAGCUACCCAAGAGAAAGGCUCCCCAUCAAAUUUGACAGGAUCCUGAUGAACGAGGGAGGACAUUACAAUGCUUCCAGUGGGAAAUUCAUAUGCAGUAUCCCAGGUAUUUACUACUUUACUUAUGAUAUUACUUUGGCCAACAAACAUCUGGCCAUUGGCUUGGUCCACAACGGGCAGUACCGGAUCAAGACUUUUGAUGCCAACACUGGGAACCACGAUGUUGCCUCUGGAUCAACCAUUCUCUCUCUGAAGCAAGAGGACGAGGUGUGGCUGCAGAUCUUUUACUCUGAACAAAACGGGCUCUUUUAUGAUCCCUACUGGACAGACAGCUUAUUUACUGGCUUCCUGAUCUACCCUGACCAAGAUUAUCUCAAUGAAAUAUAGAGUGAGAAACAAAUAAGAAAUGGAUGCAGUCCAGCAAAGUGUAGCCUGCACGUGGACAUGUGUGAUAUUAUCGCAUAAUUUCACUUUCUUGGCACUAAAAGCCCAUAUUGGCAAUACAGAUAUUUACUUGAUGCCACCAACUAGUCCAUGAAGUAUAUCAGGAUCUUUAGGACCUACCUUUAAGUGACCUCAUGACUCUGUAAACCUGGAAGCCAGCCGCUAUGUUUUCCUACUGUUCAAACAUGCCGCAGACAUGUAACUCAAAUACUGGUGCAGAAUGUUUUGAUUUUAUAUUAUUGUAAUGCAUAGAGACCAAAAACCAUUUCCUGAAAACUGAGCUUAUGAGUUUCAUCGAUGUUGGAGAUUGUAUCAGUGCCCCUCCUUCUCAAUAAUAAUAAUAAUAAAACUUACUACGCUUUACCAACUGCUUACAAGUCAGGAAAUUAUCAGCUACCGUUACAAAAGUACCAGCAACCCUCAGCCUCAUCAAAGCAGUACUAAUAAGCAACGGCAUCCGGUUUAAAUAGGACACAAAGAAAAGAGCUCAUUUAAGGCUAAAGGUAAAACUCCUGCUAAGACACACGCCGUCGAAUCGAGCUCUGCUGGUGUUGCUCAGAGUUCAGCCACAACAAAGCAGUGCUGAGUCUUGCAUCUGCUUUCAGACGAGAGUCAAAAAGCUGUGAUCAGAACCUGACAUUGGCAAGCCCAAUACCUGCCAGCCUCCGGUCCGUGGUGGAGGGCAAUGCUGCAGAUAAAACUCAAUUUUUAGAGAGACAGUGUGAACCUUCACUCCAGAAACAGGUGCAUCAAAUCCCACUCAUCCAUCCCUGCCAGCUUUUGCUGAAAGGAAAUACUCAUGGUGCUGCUGAGGUGCUCCUCACAGGCUUAAUGCUGCAGAUAGACUCUGUCUUAAUGACGUGCUUUGCUUUUUUGAUUUUGUAUGUCAAAUGUUACAGAUGAUCCGAUCUUAACAUAGUGGUUCUAAACUGUAUAAAAAAGAAAAACAAGGCAGAAAAGCCCAGGGGUGAGCUUUUUGGUCUUGCUAUGAAUCAUAGAAUCAUAGAAUCAUAGAAUCAUAGAAUCACCAAGGUUGGAAAAGACCUAAAAGAUCAUCCAGUCCAAAUGAUGAGCUUUGCAUUUUUCCACAUCCCAACCAGCAGCCGUACAGGGAUAUGCUCCCAAAUCGAGCAUUAUUAUCACAGCAAAGAGCUCUCCAGCUGUAUGGCUGCUCAGCCAGUUGCAUUGCACCAAUGUGUGCAGCUGCUCACUACCAGAAGUCAGUCUGCGGUCAGAGAGAAGGAGUUUUCCUCAAUAUCUGAUACAUCUUCUUGGUUCCCACAGUCAUAUUUCUUGUCUCCUCUAUUGCAACACAAAAACUUGUAUCAGUUUCCAGUUCUUCUCAUUUGCACAUUUAGACAUUGAGGAGAUAGCACAGAAGAACAAAUUAAGAAAGAACAAAUUAAGAUAUAUAUAUAUAUUAACCUUACUUCUACAAGUCAUUGUAUUUGCAUGAUUUUGUGAACAACUUUAAAUGUGUUAUAUCUUAUGAAAAUCUUUUCAAAUACCUUUUUUUUUUUUUAAUAAAGCUGAACAAAGCUACCACUGCAACAUCC
Messenger RNA from Meleagris gallopavo (turkey), 2750 nucleotides. RefSeq names its product C1q and TNF related 2 (gene C1QTNF2). Gene Ontology annotation, molecular function: protein binding. The record is from RefSeq and is a predicted model, not a curated record. NCBI's taxonomy places the organism in Eukaryota, Metazoa, Chordata, Aves, Galliformes, Phasianidae.